Messenger RNA from Carassius auratus (goldfish), 4890 nucleotides. RefSeq names its product carbohydrate sulfotransferase 6-like. Gene Ontology annotation, biological process: N-acetylglucosamine metabolic process; sulfur compound metabolic process; carbohydrate metabolic process. Gene Ontology annotation, cellular component: Golgi membrane. The coding region runs from base 307 to 1509 and encodes 400 amino acids. Gene Ontology annotation, molecular function: N-acetylglucosamine 6-O-sulfotransferase activity. The record is from RefSeq and is a predicted model, not a curated record. The transcript has 2 exons. Lineage: Eukaryota; Metazoa; Chordata; Actinopteri; Cypriniformes; Cyprinidae.
UUUUUUAGGAAAACUUGGAUAAAGCUAGGUUAGCUGGAUAACAAUGUGUAUUUUUUAAUAUACAGAAGUUAGUUACAUUGAGCUUGCUAUUAUUCCUAACACAAAGGAAUAGACAAAGCGUCCACUCCGAGAAGUCCUUCUUGGGGUCAUCUUGCAGAAGGCUGCUCACUGGUAGCCCCGCCCACCGCCUGCCAAUCACUCUUAAAGGCCACGUCUCAGCUUUUUUCACAUCCAGUUUUACAGCAGAAACCUUUCAUCCCUGAAUGCGAGCGCAUUGCUGAGCAGAAGGUGAAUAAAGCAGACAGUAUGCUGCGGUGGAGAGUGUCGAAGCCCACCGUGCUGAGUCUGGUGUUAAUCCAGGCGGCUGCAGUGGUGCUUCUGUAUGGAUGGUACAGCCGUCCACCGUCUCCAAACACGGCUGCGUCCGAGGGCAAGGUGCAUGUGCUGCUGCUGUCCUCAUGGAGAUCCGGCUCCUCGUUCCUGGGCCAGGUGUUCAACCAGCAUCCGGAUGUCUUUUACCUGAUGGAGCCCGGCUGGCACGUGUGGACGUCUAUCCAGAAGGCCGGCGCACGCAGCAUGCGGAUGGCGGUGCGCGAUAUGAUUCGCAGCAUCUUUCAAUGUGACAUGUCGGUGAUGGACGCUUACAUGCCCCAGCCGCGCAACGUCUCCAACCUCUUCAUGUGGAGCCACAGCCGCGCGCUCUGCUCGCCGCCCGCUUGUUUUCUCACGGCACGCGACGAGAUUAGCAAAGAGCAAGACUGCAAGCUGCACUGUGACACGCAAGGUUUGAAGCUUGCCGAGGCUGCGUGUCGGACUUACAGCCAUGUGGUGCUAAAAGAGGUGCGUUUCUUCGAGUUGGAGUCACUGUAUCCACUAUUGCGCGACCCGAGUUUGGAUCUGCGCAUCAUCCAUCUGGUUCGUGAUCCUCGAGCGGUACUUCGUUCCCGCGAGCAGUCGGUCAAAGCCCUGCUCAAAGACAGUGCUAUAGUCCUGGAGCAGGCUAAUGUCCCGGAAAAGGAUAAAUCUUAUCAGGUCCUGCAGGAGAUUUGUCGCAGCCAUGUGCGAAUUUAUGAAACCGCCACGUUAAAGCCACCUGAUUUCCUAAGGGGGCGCUAUAAGAUGGUCCGUUAUGAGGAUCUAGUGCGCAACACGCUGUCUGAGAUCGAAGCCAUGUAUGAGUUUGUGGGUUUGGAGCUGACCGAAGAGUUGCAGGAGUGGAUCUACCGUAUCACACAUGGGAAGGGCAAGGGAACGAAGAAGGAGGCCUUCAAGAUCACCUCGCGAAAUGCUGAGGACGUCUCCCUGGCUUGGCGAACCACCUUACCGUUUGAGAAGGUCCAGCGCAUCCAGAAGGUCUGCAAAGGAGCCAUGACUCUGCUGGGAUAUAAGACUGUGGACAGUGAGAAAGAGCAGAAGCUGCUGAAUUUAGACGUGAUGGCCCCGCGAGAGCGCUAUCGGUUCAGCUGGCUACCCUCGAAAAGCACAACCGCGAAAGUAUCGAAAACAUAAGAACUGUGGCAUUUGCCCUUCGGAUUUGUUCUCGUUCGCUUCAUACAAAAGGACAAUCGAACUUGAGUGUGCCAUUGAGCUGCAGAGAACAGGACACUCGAGCAAUAAAGCGCUGUUCUCUUCCUUAGCACAGCUUUUAACACUGGAUGCUGUUUUUGAAGAAAUUAUGGUCCAAUAAUGAACUUCAAGAUGUAUUGACACAGAAACUAUGGUGUUUUUUAGUUUGUGUAAAGAACAUUGCAUUUCAAAUUGAUGUUGUGGAUGCAGGUUGAAUCAGAUUGACCAGUUCAGAGCAGACGUCACAGUUACGCAUUGUGGUGGCAGAAAAACACUGGUAACAAGUGGAGGGGAAAAAAGGUAGCACUCUAUUUUACAGUCCUGGUUCUCCUGUACAUGGUAUGUACUUAUUAUAGUAAUAUCAAUAAUUAUUAACCCUGAACCGAACCCUAACCUUCUUUAGAUUUAGAUUACCAGUACUUUAUUAGGUACUUGCACUCUAGGUACAUGAAGGUGCAUGUAUUGUAAGAUAAAGUGCAACCACAUUUUUUUUUUUUUAGUGUUGUGCCUUUGGAUCACAGAAUUGGAAUGCAAGUUUAUCCUCCAGUUUCACAUGUUUAAGCCUAGACCCAUACUAAAAUGCAAAUCUGAGUGGUUUCAACUGAAAGAAACUAGUACUGACUGAUCUUAAAAUAUCUCUAGAUGAAAACCAAGGUUUGUGUGUUUUUUGUUUUUUUUGUUUAUAUAUAUAUAUAUAUAUAUAUGCGCGCCUAUUUUACAAAGAAAUACAUAAAUGUCCUAAUUGAACCAUGGCUUAACCCUGGCUUAGUCUGAGCCCUGUCUGUGAAACCAGGACUAAGUCUCCUAGUUUGAACUCUAUUCAACUCAACAACAGUGAGUUUGUAAAUUCUGAGAACAAAAACAAUUGUGGCAUAGAAGCUCAUGGGAAAAGGUUUUUUUCUCUCAACGGAAAUAUGAGAAUAAAGCCAUCAUUUUAAAAUAUAAACUCAAAUUUGCUUUUUUAUUAUUCAAUUAUAUGGCUUUCAUAGACCGCUAAUUAAAAACUGUAAUUUUCUGCCACCAGGUAGGCUCCGCCCACAACAACAAAAAAAACAUGUCGACAUUUUUGCAAUAACAAAAUUCGACUGUGUUUCUCGUGUUUGUGUAAUGCCAUUCAGCUUUCCAUGGAUUUACAGAGACUCUCACUGCAUGAAGCUGAAUACCAAUGUCAUUGUGAAGAAAGUAGUUCCUGGAGAUCCACUGUCCCGCAGAGUCGGGCUUCAAACCUAACCAAACACACCUGAACUUCUGAUCACUCAAAAACUCUCAGACUGGAUGUGCUUGAGCAGUUUACACCAUGGGACACGGGAGCAGGGGUCAAGACCUAGGAAGUAGUUAAUAAUUGAUUGUAUGUUAAGAUGUCAUUGUGUCAAGUGUUAUUAGUUUUGUUAGCUUAAGACCAGUUGUUGUUCAUGUUCUCGCUGGAUUUAGACUUUAAUCAAAAAAAAAAAAAAAAAGGACCAACUCCGAUUGGAUGUGCCUUUUUUUUUUUUGGUUGCCCAUCAGUUGAAUCCUUGCUACAAGUUGCUGUGAAGCACUUUGCUUAACUGAACAAAGAAAGACACAUCCAAAAGUGGAUAGAUGUGGGCACAAAAGCCAAAAAUAAUGCAGAAAUUUUACACAAAAGACAGGAUCUAAUUGCCUAAAAAGUUCCCACAAAGCUCCUAUAAGCAGGAUUUCAGCGCAUUCAGGUCUAAAUGCAAAGUAAAAACAUUUAAUCAAUGACAUACAAUUGAUUGAGUAUGUAAGUUAUGGGAAUAGCCUAAUAUUGGAUUUAAUAUGAAGAUAUUUAGGAGACCGUUAAACAAUAUAAAGUUCUGGUUAAUUCUAUUACUUGGAGAAAAGAUUGUUUAUGCCGUUAUUAUUUAUUACACACAAGGGCCAAAAGAGUUGUUGCUGCCAGUCUAUAGAUCGAGAGAAGCCUGUGCAUUACACCGGGUCAAAAGAAGGAAAACUCUUCUUCACUCAGUUAUGGUUACACGUGGCACUGCCUUAUUUUCUCCCUUGUUUUACAAGACAAAAUACAUGCAGAUUCAAGAGACUGUCUUACACUUUCACUUAGAAUCUGAAUUUAUCUUGUUUUGAGGAUGUUUAGUUACUGUGCUGGAAAGCAAAGUGAAGAUGCUCAUUUUAAAAUCACAGUUUGUCUGUGUACCAAAAUGCUUGAGUGAGAGAGAGUACUCUUAAAGGUUCAGUGUUAGCUAAAGCAAUUGGAAGAAAAUCAGCUUCAGGUAGGUUAAUGUUCUGAUUAUAUCCAUUAGAGAGAGAGAAAACCGAUUAUGAUGUUAUUCGUGUGUUUAUAUGCUCUUAAAUAUUUAAAUACUUAAAUGUUUUCAAAAUGAAUUAAUUUGAAGAGGAAAAGGAUUUUUUUUUUUUUUUUUUUGAGGUCUGCAGAUUUGUUUAUAUUUACUGAAUGUGAUAAAAAAAAAAACAUGCUCAAGGCUUUUAAAAGUGAAAAUGUAUAUAUUGAUUAGAGUAAAAAAAAAAAAAAAAAAGUUAUGAUGCCAAAUUAACAUUUUUCUAUGCCGUAUGUGCUAGGCUGUCACUAACCGAUGUUGAAGAAGUGUUGAUAAAGUGUUGUACAGACACUGCUUUAUGAUUUUAUGACUUGUUUGAUUGUGGUAAACCCGGAUAUCAGAUGCACGUCUGUGUUUUGCAGUUCUGUGGUACUGCUUUGUUUGUCCUUUGCAUAAAUGGCUUUUAUUAUUCUUUGUACCUGUUCUCUAGAAUUUCUCUGUAUACACUGACAUUUGAAACCUAAUGUGAUCAAAUGUAAACAAUUUUACAAUUGAUUUACUUUUUGUUAUGCUAAUUGAGGUAUUGUCGUUUUGUGAGGUAAUGUUUGAUUUCAAUGGAUGUUGGUAUUUUAUAGUGUUUUAUUAUGUUUGAAUCACAUUGAUUUAUAUUCAACACAUCAUGUCUUAAAUCAGUUAAAGUGUAAAUGAAAAUAAAGGUAGCACAAGAUCAAGAGUCUCUUGUGUGACUAGAAAAUAUAUUUUGUUGACUUGUGAUCAGAAGAGAAGUCUGAUAAUGCAUCCAUUACAAUCUAUUAAGUUAUACAAACUAUACAGGAAGAGAAUAAGCUUUUAGAAGUGAAACCAUGGUACCCCUUUAGCUUGUCAGUAUUUAUACUUGGCUUCAGUACGUUUUCUCUAUAGGUUUAUAAUUAAUGUUGGUCUUUUGAUUGUUUGCACCAUUAUGCAUCAUUCCGAAAUUUGCCAGUCUGAUCAAUGUGGAGAAAAAAUGUUUAGGUACCUUUACACACUUUCUUUGUCAACUGAUCAUUAAAACCCUGUUUUAAUAAUAAAAGCUUUUAUUUCUGUA